CGUGAGUUGUGAUUGAGGAGGCUUUACUUCUGUCUCUACAGUCUCACUAACACACGUCACAACAUGGUCCUGCUGCCGCGCUGCGUUUUUAACAGAUUCCUCCAGCAGUUUAACUCAGGGAAUCAAGAAAAAGCCACUAAAAGUCUGCUGUCAGCUGGCUUCCCCUCUGCGCUGCUGGCUGGACACAGGAGCAAAGCAACUGCUGUUCCAGAUGUAAGGGAGCGGACUCUUAUUGCUGUGAAGCCUGAUGGAGUUCAACGUCGUCUUGUAGGACAAAUAAUCCAGCGUUUUGAGCGGCGGGGCUUCAAGCUGGUCGGCCUGAAGAUGUUGCAGGUGUCCGACACUCUCCUGUCUCAGCACUACACUGAACUGAGGACGAAGCCUUUCUAUCCAAGGCUGCUGCAGUACAUGACCUCAGGGCCUGUUGUUGUCAUGGUAUGGGAGGGGCAUAAAGUGGUCCAGGCGUCACGUACCAUGGUGGGACACACUAACCCAGUGGAGGCCCAGGCAGGCACAGUCAGAGGAGACUUCAGCUUUCAUGUCAGCAGGAAUGUGGUUCAUGCCAGUGAUUCUCUGGAGGGAGCACAGAGGGAGAUCCAGCUGUGGUUCCAGAAAAAGGAGCUUCUGAACUGGGAGUGCUGUGACCAGACCUUUACCUGUGAGGUGUGAGGACGCUGAGAGCUGGACGCAGUGAGAAUCAGUCAUACUACCUCUUCUCCUGCUGCUCAGAGUCACAUUCAGUGUUACUACCAAAUAAUUUACCUCAAUAGGUGCACUUAGAGAGACACAAAGAUUUUUGUUGUAACUAAUGUGAGUUGUUUUUAUAAAUCAAGCAACAUAAGCAAAGUGCAAACAAAUCAAUAUUUUUCUAAACCGCAAAAAUAAGAAAAGUUUGCCUUUCGUCUCAGGGUGAAAUGUGUGAAGGAAUAUUUGUAAUUCCAUCCCGUGCUACGCAGUAUUUUAUCAUUAUGUGUGAUAAUGUGUGAGUUCUAGUGGCUCAGCUUAAUUGAACAAGAAUGACAGAUGCAGAAAAAGACACAAAAUGACCAAAAAAAGACACAAAAUGAUGCAGAAAAGAAACAAAAUGACCAAAAAAAGACAAAAUGACUAAAAAAAGACACAAAAUGACAAAGAAAAGACACAAAAUGAUGAAAAAAGGAAACAAAAUGACCAAAAAAGACACAAAUUGACCAUAAAAUUAUCAAAAAAGACACAAAAUGACCAAGAAAAGAUACAAAAUGACCAAAAAAAGACACAAAAUGACAAAAAAAAACCCCGAAAUGACCAAAAAAAGACAUGAAAUGAUGGAAUAUGGAUGGAAUAUUUGUAAUUCCAUCCCGUGCUACGCAGUAUUUUAUCACUAUGUGUGAUAAUGUGUGAGUUCUGUGGCUCAGCUUAAUUGAACAUGAAUGACAGAUGCAGAUAUUGUUAGUGGUUUAGUACCUGAUUUUUACAACUAAAAUAUAUAUCAUGUGGCUCAAAGCAUGUCGAACAUCAACAACAACAACAACAAACAUCAACAACCAAUCUAAUUAGCUUGUGGUCUGCAUAGUUUAAACCAGUAGUUCUCAACCUUUUUGAGUCGCGACCCCCAAUUUAACAUGCAUGUUGUCCGCGACCCCCACUCACUGAACACAAUCUCACGGUUCAGAUCACCUAAAAAAGAAACAAAA
Molecule: messenger RNA, 1673 nt
Organism: Centropristis striata (black sea bass)
Lineage: Eukaryota; Metazoa; Chordata; Actinopteri; Perciformes; Serranidae
Gene: nme4
Product: NME/NM23 nucleoside diphosphate kinase 4
Exons: 5
Coding region: 64-669 (201 amino acids)
Biological process (GO): GTP biosynthetic process; CTP biosynthetic process; UTP biosynthetic process
Molecular function (GO): nucleoside diphosphate kinase activity
Source: RefSeq, a predicted model, not a curated record